UGGACUUCGACUAAGUACUAAUCUGUGCUUUCCCCACACAGAUGCCAACACUAACCACCAUCUCAAAAUCCCACAUGUCUCCCGCGAGCGUCGCAGCUAGCAGUGCGCUUAAAGCAGAUAUCACUGCAACGCAGAGCGGCGACCGGACUCAGGGCGAUACUCAGGGGGACUCAAGGACCCACAAAAUGAAAGAGCAAUCGGUUAUCUUGCCUAAUCACCAGCACAGGCCGGACAAAAGCAGGGAGCCAAGGGAAGCCCGCCGCCACAGCAUUAUAUUUGAUUCCGAGGAUGAGGACUGUUACGAGGACACGAUCGAUUUCAUACGUCGUUCUAAACAAAGACGUUCAUCUCUAGAUGGACCUCGACCAUACUUAACAGUGUCCGGAGAUGACCUUCAGGGCUCUAGUGAUCGCUCCAGCCCACGCGUCCACUUUCGUUCUCGUGUACGCAUAACUGCUGGCAUGCGUCGCAGGCGGCUUUCUGACGGACUGCCGUCUGGUGCUUCGUCAAUAUCGGGUUCGCCUUGCUCAUCCAUUUCUGCACCAUUGCGUUCUGCGAAUGCUGCAAGUUCAAAAGGAUGGGGCCCACUAGGACAGCGAGUGAGUAUCCUCGCAUCACAGAGCUAUGAUUCGGAGCCAUCAUCACCCACUGGUCGGCGGAAAACACGACACAAAAUCAUCCCAUCGGAACCAUAUCACAGUCCUGUGAAUGAACACACGCCACUCUUACGACCCCCUUGCAGAUACUCGUACGCAAGGGGAUACAACGAAGAUGAUUUGGCGGACGAGGACGUGGAGAGGCAGCGAGAACGUGUGAUAGAUGAAACCUUCGGCAAGUGGCCCGGGAGACUGCUGAAUCGCCACUGGUGGUGGUGGCAACUUGAACCACUUGUUUGCUGCACCUGUGUGGACUGCUCUGACGUUGAGGAAUAACAUCAAAAUGCCACCCGAAAUCUCUUGCAUGUUAUGGGUACCAUCCAG
This is a messenger RNA of Suillus clintonianus, 980 nucleotides long. RefSeq lists its product as uncharacterized. The coding region runs from base 42 to 932 and encodes 296 amino acids. The record is from RefSeq and is a predicted model, not a curated record. NCBI's taxonomy places the organism in Eukaryota, Fungi, Basidiomycota, Agaricomycetes, Boletales, Suillaceae. The transcript has 4 exons.